AUGCGAUUUACUACAGGACAAUUUAUGAACGCUGUCUUGUGGUUUUUAUGGAUCUUUCUUCUGGCGAGUGGAUCGUUGAGUUCAGUCGCAGCUACUGAAGAGAAUGAAUUCGCAGAGUUUGAGGUUGGCAUCGAAUCACUUGGAAUAUGUAUAUUUUGUCGUUUUGACGCGUUCGGUGAGGACACGUUCAUCUUGAUCAAAUUACACGGUUAAACCGACCCUAAAGAUAUCGAAAAGUUGUUUUUUUUUUUUGAUAAUUAUCUCAGCAAAAACUGCGUUAUUCCAUGCUUUUUCAGGAAGACGAAGCUGUUAUUGAGAAUGUAGAAGCUCCUACGACACAAAAAGUGCUAGAACGCAUGGAAAAGCCAAAGGAGAAGGGGCAGGUACCAUUUCUCAUUUAAAAUCGAGCGACGUUCAUUUUUAUAAAAGCCGACUGGAGAUUUUGACGACGAUGAUUUUGGCAUUGUUGACGAAGAACAUGAAGACUCGGAAAAUGGCAAGGAAGCGACCACCGUCGAAGAUCAAGUACCACCUCAACCUCUCAAAUUCGCGGACGUUAGUUUCAAAAGUUUUCCCGCUUUUUGCCGGAUCUAAAAAUAAAGUUUCUUGGUUAUAUAUAACUUGAAUUUCUCUGGCCUCUCACCCUUUAGUUUUAACUUCAGAGAAAAAAAAACGCGAACGUUUCAACACAUGUAAAAAUAAGCGCUGCUCUUUCAUAGGCCUUUUUAUUCAAGAUGUACCUACCAAGUUCCGUUGCGAUUGCUCAAAAACUUUUUUCAACAGGUUCCUGCCCAUUUCCGAUCCAACUGGGCGUCUUAUCAAGUAGAAGCCUUGGUGCUAGUCAUUAUCAUGUUGUACCUCGUUACAUACGUUUUGGGUCGCAAUAAGAACCAGACAAUCGCCACUGAGUGCUACGAUCACUGUAGAGAACUUCUUUCUAAACAGUUUGCUUUGGUCAGUUUUUUUUUUGAUAGAAAUUUUACGAACUGGUGGUUCAGGUGGGCGACGACGGCGUUAGUGACACCCCUGUAGGUGACUGUUUGCGUCGUGAAACCGAUUAUUCGUUUUCCGCUUGGUGUUCGGGACGUGUAGGAGUUCAUUCGCUCCUCCUACAGGUGAACUUCUUGAUCUCUCUUGAUUUGGGACCAUGUCAUCAUUUCCGAACGUGUAAUUUUCUAAAGAAACGAAAAAGCGAAAAGAAGCAGUGAGGAUUUCAUGAGUUGAUAUUUUUUUUUGAAGUUUUUAUUCCAACAAGAAAUGAUGGUAUUUUCAUAUUUCGGUAAAGCCCAAGUUUUUUUUGAAAUCGGCGAAUCCACAGCUGUCGAAUUAGACGCUCCAAAUCAAAAUUUUUCAUUUGAUGUCGUUGUUUUCAAUAGCAUUUGAGCUUUUUGGCCAUCCCCAAUUUUUUCGUCCAUUUUUUCAUUCCGGCAAAUGUAUCCUUCAGAUGAGAAUGGUCAAACGGCAAGAUCUUGUUAGCCGAGUCCUGAAUAUGUUCAAGCCGACCGAGGAUAAACUUUCACUCAAAGUUCAGCUGGACCCCAACGAGAUGGACCCCCUGGUGAUGGCUGUUGGCGAGAAGAAAGCUGUUAGCAAGCAAGUGAAGGUUUGUGGGCAGAAAAAAAGCGGCAUGGAGAGAUCCUCAGUGAGCUUAUGGGAGCACCCGCUAUAAAAAUCAGAGCUCGCCGGAAAGCUCUUGGGGAGUGUGCUGGCAAGAAAACUUGAUUUCAAAAAAGUAUCCGAGUAUUUUCUUGGUUUUCAAUAUUGCUUCCUAUUCCUUCGUCCCAAAUAGUUAGACAGUUUUUUUAACUGGAUUGUGUGCAUAUUUUGCGAUAAAAAAAUUAUUCUUAAUCCGAGUAAACAUUUUCAUUAUUGUAAGUUAAUUUCUUAUUGCAAAUAACGAUAUUUACGUUAAAAUGUGUAUUUAGGUUGAAAUGAACAUUUACAGAGUAGGUACAGCCCUGAGUUAGAAAGUUCACAAGCCUUUCGAAAACGAACAUGCUAAAAAACACUCGAUCUGACAUGAAACGCUGAGAAAAACCUCUCUUGAACAUGAGCUAACUAAAGAAAAGUAUAAAAAUUGGCAAACACUCUUCCAUUAUCUCAAUUUUCUUAUUUUCCUUUGAAGGAUAUGCUUGACUUGUCUUCGUAUGCGACAGAAAGAAAAAAUGCCAACUCCCUUUUCAAUUUACCAAACAGGUUUGAUAAAUCAAAGUUUAUUGGAAACUCCGUUUUUUUUUCAGCUUUUCCCUCUUUUCCGAGCAAUCGGAAUCGGCGUUUGCAGUUCUUGAGCCCUCUGUAGUGACUAUUUUGCGGAAACACGAACAGGCGAUCGACUUUAUCCACAUUUCGGAUCAAUACAGCGGCCAAAAGCCUCCAGAGUAUGUUUCGGUGAAGUGCGGCGAUUCCUUGGAAGCGUUGAAACCCUUCCUUUCGAUAUUUAUCUGUGAUUUGAGUUGAAAAGUUGUUUCAGUUGUUUUGCGGAAGAAUCUUUGGUGUUGAAUCAAAUAUUAACAACAAAUGGUUUUGUCGAAAGAAAAUUGACGGUUCGAAUCAAUUUUUUGAACGGAAAGGGUCGCAAUUAAAAACAUGCAAAAUUAUAAGUCAAGGAUUUUUUUAUAAUUUCAGAGGAGAAACCUAUUCAAGGCUGCCGGAAACCUGCGACCUGUUGAUAUUUUCUUUCAACAUGCAAUACUUAAAGGACCAAGAGACCGUUGAACAACUUCUCACCCUUGUGUUCUACUUAGUCGACAAAGUUCCAACUCUAAAAAUUUUUGUUUGUCAUAUUUUUUCUCAGGUCCGAAAGCUACGAUUAAGCAAGGAGGCUAAAUUGAAAGCUGACAGGAAGCGAAAAGAAUUUGAGGAGAAUUUCGUGCGCACCACUCACCAAUUCAGACAAGAAGCUGCACAGGUAUUUUCGCAACUUUUUUUUUUGCAAGUUUUGUAUGAUGUAGAAAACUUUAGGCUCGACGUGAAGAAAAGACGCGGGAACGAAAGCAGCGUCUAUUGGAGGAAGAGGACCCCGAAAAGCAACGACGCCUCGAGGUAGUGCUGAUGUCUUGCCGGAUAAGGCAAAAAAAAAAUUUUCUUUUUUUCAGUCUCUCACGUCAUGAAUGUUGUGUAGAAUUUGUAAACACUCUUUUUUUUACAGGCGAAAGAACUCAAGCGGGAAGCUAAAUCGAAACAGCCCAAAAUGAAGCAGCUCAAAAUGAAGUGA
Molecule: messenger RNA, 3214 nt
Organism: Caenorhabditis auriculariae
Lineage: Eukaryota; Metazoa; Nematoda; Chromadorea; Rhabditida; Rhabditidae
Source: the annotation of a GenBank genome assembly